GAAAAAAAAAAAAAAAAACAAAACAAAUUUCGUUUUAGGCUACUCGUACAUCGACGCAAACGGUUUGAUGCAGACUGUCUCCUACACGGCCGAUGCCGAGAAGGGCUUCCAAGUCCACGCGAGCAACAUGCCUGGCCGUGACAACCUGAGUCCAGUGGAGGACACGCCCGAGGUAGCCCUGGCCAAGCGACGCCAUCUUGACCAGCUGCACCGAGUCGAGUCUUGGCAGAACCAGCAGCAACCGUGGCUCCAACGUCAAUACCACCACCAGCAGCAGCAGCAACCGGAACAGGACAACUACAACCACGAGGCUGAGCAGCCAGUGUCCCGAUCACAAAAGUCCAGGAGUCCUUUUCUACUAAGUUCCGAGGAGGCCCGUAGUAUCCCACCAGCCCCACGGCCUAGCAACGCCAUCGUCGCCGAGUCCGCAGCUGCAGGUGGUGCUAGUGGUCCUAGUAACGCCGAUGUCGAGUUUCCGCGUCGCUUCACCGCCACCUCGGCCAGUGCCCAUCACCACUACCAGCUUAUACCAACUGCCGCGGCUCUGCCGCUGGUGAUGCCCCUUCCGUUGAUUCACAGCUCGAUGAGGCACAGCCAGGACUCGCUUGGACAGUACGAGUACAGCUACACCGGGGACACGAGCGCGAAAACCGAGUCCCGCUCCCUCGAUGGCACGACUCGAGGGGCUUACAGUUACAUAGAUGCCAAUGGGUUGCUGCAACAGGUGCACUACAUUGCUGACAGGGAUGGCUUUCGCGUUUUGGCCACUAACCUACCCGAGGCUUAA
This is a messenger RNA of Copidosoma floridanum, 787 nucleotides long. RefSeq names its product cuticular protein 16 (gene CPR16). Gene Ontology annotation, molecular function: structural constituent of chitin-based larval cuticle. The record is from RefSeq and is a predicted model, not a curated record. Gene Ontology annotation, cellular component: chitin-based extracellular matrix. NCBI's taxonomy places the organism in Eukaryota, Metazoa, Arthropoda, Insecta, Hymenoptera, Encyrtidae.